AUGAAGGAGAGCUGUUCCUACCUCAAUGAGCCCACAGUGCCUCAGGUCAUCAGAGCAGAGAUGCCACCUACAGAUGAGGGAGGGAUGGAUAUAACUGUGGACAUUAUCUCCCAGGUUAUCCACAAUUGUGAGACAUGCACUGCAAUCAAGCAGGCUAAGAGGGUAAAGCCUCUAUGGGUAAAGCCUACUACAUUACACUGCCGCAGACCCGCCAAGGAUGCCAAGCAAUUGCAAUUCUGCAUGAAUUUCAGAUAUAUUACUGUUUUGCUAACAGAAGAAGAAGCUACAGAAAUAGUUCAAAAUGGCCUGCGUGGGAAAAAAGAAAUGAAACAGCAAAUAGUGAAGUAUGGAUAUCUGUCUUACACAAGGUCCUGUUCCUGGCUGGGCUAUUCAGACCAGCAGUUAAAACCGAUGCUGAAUGCAAAGCAAAAAUGGGAAGUAAAGGAAGCAAUAGAGUGGGUCACUAAACCAGCUGAGUGUGAACCCUCAUGGACUAAGAAGCCAACUUUUCCAGAUGAGGAUAUGCAUUUCCAAAUGGGAUAUGCAACCAUUUCAAAGCUUGAAAAUUUAAUAUUUUAUUUCAAUAAUACUGCAGUGACUCCAGUCUUAACUUUUCAUUUUUUUCCUUUACACUGCCACAACAGAGUGAUAUUUAAACAGCUUCUACAAGCCAAGGCCUUGAGUUAUCUCCAAACUGACAGCUGCAGUCUGGGAAGAGUGAAUGAAAACUUGUCUGUGCUGCUGAUGGCCAAACGGUUCCAAAGUAAGGCUCUUCAAAAUGCAGCAGCAAUGAGAAAAUCUUCCUCUCCCCACCCUUCAAGCCACUCUGAUUAGUUUCUUCAGCUAUCAUGCCUGUGAUUUAUGAGCAUAAGCUUGCAUGCACUGCUGUAAAAUUCUUUGUUUCAUGUCAUGCUGUGGGGCUGACCAAAGGGCUUUGGAUGUCUUGGUAUGGCACUGUCAUGUCUAGUAUGGACACACCUAAGUAUUUAAAAGGCUUGAAAACAGGUUA
This is a messenger RNA of Corapipo altera (White-ruffed manakin), 1009 nucleotides long. It is a transcript of the gene ENOSF1, whose product is annotated as enolase superfamily member 1. Gene Ontology annotation, molecular function: hydro-lyase activity; magnesium ion binding. Gene Ontology annotation, biological process: carbohydrate catabolic process. The coding region runs from base 1 to 834 and encodes 277 amino acids. Lineage: Eukaryota; Metazoa; Chordata; Aves; Passeriformes; Pipridae. The transcript has 6 exons. The record is from RefSeq and is a predicted model, not a curated record.